Trichoderma atroviride IMI 206040 is the source of this 1974-nucleotide messenger RNA. RefSeq lists its product as uncharacterized. Lineage: Eukaryota; Fungi; Ascomycota; Sordariomycetes; Hypocreales; Hypocreaceae. The record is from RefSeq and is a predicted model, not a curated record. Gene Ontology annotation, molecular function: iron ion binding; heme binding; oxidoreductase activity, acting on paired donors, with incorporation or reduction of molecular oxygen.
CUCGACUUGAUUGUAACCUUCCGUCUAGUCCGUGCAGAGCCGCCGCUAGUCGAGAUCAUCGUCUCUCAGCCGCUUCGAGACCCGCUCGCUGGCUUCCUGGUUGGUGGUAUUAAUGGCCGGCCUGCGCCAAUCCGGGAUCCUCGAGCACAGUCUGCUGGCUGUCUUGUGAAACUCCAGCGCAAGGAGGUGAUGUGCGGUCAAGGAGCCUCUAGAGUCUACGCUUUUGCUUCUCCCUGCAGGAGACCGACAGCCCAAUCUUGCUCCCUCGACACGCCGGUUUCACAUGGCCAAGGCUCGUUCGCUGCUUAUAUCCUCUCCAGCUGGCUCGCGAUUACGGCAACUUGUCUUUAAUACCGUCCAUCGUCCUCUUCAUCCAAAACGACACAUCUCUCAAAGGCGCCGCAAUCACUUCCAGCCGCCAUGGAUCCUCAAUCCAACUCGACGUCCUUUCCGUGGACAAUUGAAUCAUCACCCUUGUCUGCUUACUGGACACCGCGCACAGGCUACUAUCUGACCAUCUUCACUGUGUUGCUUUCUGUGUGGCUUUUCCUGAGAUCAAAACCCGAAUCUAGCAAGCUUUGCGUGCCUUUCUACAAGACUUCCAAAUUAAAAUGGAUUUUUGAUGCAGAAUCACAGAUUGUCAAAAGUUACAAAGAGUUUCAAGACCAGGUUUAUCAGAUCAAGGCGACUGAGGGAACCCAGGCUAUUAUUCCUCCAAAAUUCAUUGCUGAGAUCAAGGGUUUACCUGAGGAUACUCUCAGCGCCACAGAGGCUGUAGCUGAUGCUCUUCAAACCAAGUACACCAAUUUCACGCCGGGACACAAUGGCGAUAUGCUAUCGCUUCUUGUUAGAACUCGUCUAACGCAGAAUCUCGCUGAACUCAUUCCUCAGCUUAAGAGCGAACUUGAGCAUUACAUUGGUACCGAGUUCCCAGCUUGCGAUGACUGGACGCCUGUCAAGUGGCAGCCUUUUGCUCUACGCGGCAUUGCUCGAUUGAGCGGCCGAGCCUUCGUUGGACCCUGGCUGAAUCGCGAAGAGCAAUGGCUCAAAGUCACCAUCGAUUUCGCCAUUGACGUCUUCAUGUCCGUUAUCAAACUGCAAUUUUUCCCCGAAUGGUUUCGCCCCAUUGCUCAAUACGCCGUGUCAGAUUUGCGCAAGAUACGGAAGGAUGUCGACAUUGCCAAAUCCUUGUUGAAGCCCUUGCUGGAGGAAAGAAUACGCGACAUGGAGAUUUCGUCUUGCCAUGAGCCACCGAAUGAUCUAAUGCAGUGGCUUAUUGAGGCUCUCCCCCAAGAAGAAAAGGCUGAUGUGGAUGUCCACGCCAGACUGCAACUCAUCUUGGCUGCGGCGUCUAUUCACACCACGAAUAACCUCUUGUUUGAGUGCAUGGCUGAUCUUGCUGAUCACCCCGAGAUUCAAGAAGAGCUGCGAGCAGAAGCUUACCAAAUUCUCGAGGUAGAGAAUGGCUGGGCUCGCAAGGAAAGCAUGACCAAGCUCAAGAAGCUCGACAGCUUCAUGCGAGAAGUUCAACGCCUCCGUGGCAAUGUCACUUCUUUUAUUCGCAAGGUUAUAAAGCCCAUCGACCUCUCAGAUGGCACACAUUUACCCGCGGGCACGAGAGUCCUAGCCCCCCAAGCGGGCAUUUCCAUAGACGACCAGUUUUUCCCCAACCCCACGGAAUUAGAUCCCUUGCGAUUCUACCACAUGCGGCAAGAGUCGGCCGAGGCGAGCAAUCGCUGGCAGUUUACGUCGCUCAACGACACAAAUCUCAACUUUGGCGCGGGGAAGCACGCCUGCCCGGGUCGAUUCUUUGCUGGGAAUGAGAUCAAGCUCAUUUUGGCCUUCUUUCUCAUCAAUUAUGACGUGAGGUUGAAGAAGGGGGACAAGCGGCCGCAGCCAAUGGCUUUGGUCAUGACAAAGGGGCCGAAUCCGAAUACCGAGUUUGAAUUUAGACGGCGGCAGUUGGCCAAUUAA